This is a messenger RNA of Mesorhabditis belari, 1017 nucleotides long. NCBI's taxonomy places the organism in Eukaryota, Metazoa, Nematoda, Chromadorea, Rhabditida, Rhabditidae. The record is from the annotation of a GenBank genome assembly.
AUGCCAGAAAGCGAAGAUGUUCGAGACAAAGAGCAACAAGAAGGUGAUACACUUAUGCCCGAGAAGAAAUGCAUCGACGAUUUUUUGUUAUUUGGACGAUAUGGCUUUUUAACGGCGAUUCUCAUUGAGCUUGUGAUGGUGGCUGAAUGUGGAAACUUGUUGUUUAUGGUUUUUGCUGGUGCUGAUGCUUUGAUCAUCACUUGUGACAAAGAUGGCAGCCUCGUAACGACCCGCGAAACGUUUCUCAAUGAUGGAUUUUGUUCACAGUUUAACACAGGGAACUGCACAAAUCCGGCUCUACAGCAUGAUUUUUAUUCCGUGAACGUUGAAUGGAAUCUGCUCUGUGAUCUGAAGAAAGAAGUCAAAGACAGCACAUCUUAUCAGAUGAUCGGCUUUCUGGUGGGAUCGAUUGCUUGGGGUCGAGCUGCUGACCGUUUUGGGCGAAAACGAUCAAUGAUCAUUUCUUUGAUUUUCACGGGACUCCUCGGGAUCGCAUCUGUUUUCACCCACGAUAUUCGCAUGUUUACCAUUCUGCGAACGCUUGUCUCCUUUUUCGUGAUCGGCAGUGGAAUAGUUGCCAACACGUUCUUCGGCGAGUUUUUCCCGUCCCGACAUCGGCUUAUCUUAGCCUACAUUCUCAACUGGUCACCAAAUCUUUUGGUGGUCACCACCAUAGCCUAUUUCUCUCAAACGUGGCGAGUUUUCGCGAUUGUGAUCAGCGUGAUCACCCUACCAGCCAUGUUAAUCAUGUGCUAUCUCGACGAGACGCCACAUUACUUGCUGCGAAGUGGUAAACCGGAAAAAUCGAUUGAAGUGAUCAGACGAUUUCAUAAAAUAAACAAUGAGAAGCUCGAUUUGAAAGAGUUGGAGGAGGUGUUUCGAGACGAAAACGAAAGCCAAGAGAAAGUAACGGUGGAAUCCUAUUCGUUUCUUCACCUCUUUUGCACUCCUCAACUCAUCGGUUUAACGCUAGCUACCUGCUUUAGCAACCGGCUUUAUAAGCUACUCGUUGUUGUU